UCGUGUCGUAUGAUCGGAUCGCUUCUUGCAUUUUUCUCAUUAUUUUCUUCCACGAUGGCUGCCAACAAGGAACGUACCUUCAUCAUGGUUAAACCGGACGGUGUCCAGCGAGGACUCGUCGGUAAAAUCGUCGAGCGUUUCGAGGCCAAGGGCUUCAAGCUGGUGGCGCUGAAGUUUGUGUUCCCAUCGAAGGAUCUGCUCGAAAAGCACUACGCCGAUCUGUCCUCUCGCCCGUUCUUCCCCGGACUCGUCUCGUACAUGAGCUCCGGGCCGGUGGUUCCGAUGGUCUGGGAAGGACUGAACGCCGUCAAGACUGGCCGCAAAAUGUUGGGUGCCACCAACCCGGCCGAUUCCGAGCCCGGAACCAUCCGUGGUGACCUGUGUGUGCAGGUUGGCCGCAACAUCAUCCACGGUUCGGACGCGGUUGAGUCGGCAAACAAGGAAAUUGCCCUUUGGUUCAAGGACGAGGAACUGGUUUCCUGGACUCCGGCCACCGAAGGAUGGGUGUACGAAUAAGCACCCGUGACGCGGCGGCGGCGGCUUCCGUCGCGGAGUGAAUUCCUUAUGUUUUAAGUGCAACUCAAAUGCUUUUAAGUGCUUAUCGAAAAGAGAGAAAAUACAUGAUUAAAUGCAAGACUCAUAAAAGAAA
Molecule: messenger RNA, 649 nt
Organism: Anopheles cruzii
Lineage: Eukaryota; Metazoa; Arthropoda; Insecta; Diptera; Culicidae
Gene: awd
Product: nucleoside diphosphate kinase
Exons: 2
Coding region: 10-516 (168 amino acids)
Biological process (GO): UTP biosynthetic process; CTP biosynthetic process; GTP biosynthetic process
Molecular function (GO): nucleoside diphosphate kinase activity
Source: RefSeq, a predicted model, not a curated record